GAAUUUAUCGUGAGCAGCUCCUGACAGGCUGUUACUUCUCUACAACUGACGUUAUGAUCAUCUUAAUUUACUUAUUUGUCUUGCUGUGGGAAGAGGCUCAAGGAUGGGGAUUCCAGAAUGGAAUUUUUCAUAACUCCAUAUGGCUUGAACAAGCAGCAGGCGUGUACCACAGAGAAGCACGGUCUGGCAAGUACCAACUCACCUAUGCAGAUGCUAAGGCAGUGUGUGAAUUUGAAGGCGGCCAGCUCGCCACCUACAAGCAGCUAGAGGCAGCCAGAAAAAUUGGGUUUCAUGUUUGUGCUGCUGGAUGGAUGGCCAAGGGCAGAGUUGGGUACCCCAUUGUGAAGCCAGGGCCCAACUGUGGAUUUGGAAAAACUGGUAUCAUUGACUAUGGAAUCCGUCUCAAUAGGAGUGAAAAAUGGGAUGCCUAUUGCUACAACCCACAUGCAAAGGAAUGUGGUGGUGUUUUUACAGAACCAAAGCGAAUUUUUAAAUCUCCUGGCUUCCCAAAUGAGUAUGAUGAUAAUCAAAUCUGCUAUUGGCAUAUUAGACUUAAGUAUGGUCAGCGUAUUCACCUGCGUUUUUUGAACUUUGAUCUUGAAGAUGACCCAGGUUGUUUGUCCGACUAUGUUGAAAUAUAUGACAGUUAUGAUGAUGUCCAUGGCUUUGUGGGAAGAUACUGUGGAGAUGAGCUUCCAGAAGAUUUCUUUAGUACAGGAAAUGUUAUGACCUUGAAGUUUCUGAGUGAUGCUUCGGUGACAGCAGGAGGUUUCCAAAUCAUGUAUGUUGCAGUGGAUCCUGUAUCUAAAUCCAGUCAAGGAAAAAAUUCAAGCACCACUUCUACUGGAAAUAAAAACUUUUUAGCUGGAAGAUUCAGUCAUUUAUAAAGCAAAGAAAGGAUGAUCAGAAUAUAUAAUGUUCAUGUUAACUUCUUCUGGAACUUCUGGAUCUCACUUUUAUAUUAUUAUUGUUAACAUUUAUUUAUUUUUCUAAAUGUGAAAGUAAUACCUAAUUUUGGGAAAAUUGGAAAGUUCAGAAAACUUUAAAUGAGAAAAUAAAAUCUCUCAUAAU
Messenger RNA from Cynocephalus volans (Philippine flying lemur), 1071 nucleotides. RefSeq names its product TNF alpha induced protein 6 (gene TNFAIP6). Gene Ontology annotation, biological process: negative regulation of inflammatory response; cell adhesion. Gene Ontology annotation, molecular function: hyaluronic acid binding. The coding region runs from base 54 to 887 and encodes 277 amino acids. The record is from RefSeq and is a predicted model, not a curated record. The transcript is spliced from 6 exons. Lineage: Eukaryota; Metazoa; Chordata; Mammalia; Dermoptera; Cynocephalidae.